AUUUUCAAGUAGAAAACAAUUAAUGUCUUGAUAUAUGGUCUCCAAAUUUGGUGUCAAGGUAUUCAUUAAGUAAGAAAGCAAAAAUAUUGAUAAUGAGUGUUACAAAAUUAAAUGAAGAGAAAUUUGACAUCAUAUCAUACUCUCUACCAACACCAAAACUUGGAUCCACCUUCUCAAAUGUUAUCAAAAGUUUUCCAAGCAGAAAAUCAAUUAUUACAGAGGUUUUGGAGACAUUGAAAGAUGAAGAUUUUAAAAUCUUAAGUAUAUGUGGAAUGGGUGGUGUGGGAAAGACAACACUUGUGAAAGAAGUAAUUAAAAUUUUAGAAGUAUGCAAGCUAUUUGAUGAAGUUGUAAUGGUAGUGGUUUCUCAAAAUCUUGAUUAUGUGAAAAUUCAAGGUCAAAUUGCGGAUGCUUUAGGCUUAAGAUUUGAAAAGGAGACUAUUCAAGGGAAAGCAUGUCAACUACAUGAAAGAUUGAAAGGUGUUGAUAAUAUUUUAAUAGUUCUUGAUGAUGUUUGGGUAUACUUUGAUUUUGAGUCUAUUGGAAUUCCUUCCAAUGAACAUCAUAAGAAUUGUAAAAUUUUGUUUACAUCAAGAAAUGAAGAUGUUUGUUAUAAGAUGGGAAGUCAAAAGAAUUUCACGGUUUCUAUUUUGUCUCCAAAUGAAAGUUGGGACCUUUUUCAUGAUAUAGUUUGUAGAAAUCUUUCAACCAAGCUUGAUAUUCUUCACAUAGCAAAAGAGGUUUCAAAUGAAUGUGGGGGGUUGCCAAUUGCCAUUGUUACAAUGGCAAAAGCAUUAGCAAAUAAAGAAAAACAUGUAUGGGAAGAUGCAUUAGAUCAAUUAAAAAGAUCUUCCAUCCCUUUCCUUUUAGAAAUGCAAGCUUGUGUAUAUUCAAGCAUCAAGCUAAGUUACAAUUUUUUAGAUAGUGCAGAAGAAAAAUAUGUUCUUUUCCUUUGUUGCUUAUUUCCAGAAGAUUUUGACAUUCCUAUAGAGGUUCUACUCUGGCAUGGAAUGGGUUUGCAAUUGUUUAUUAAUAUUAAUGCAUUGUGGAAAGUUAGAAAUAGAGUGCACACCAUUGUUGAUAAACUUAAGAGGCGUUUCAUGUUGUUAGAUGGUAAUGUGGAAGAGUGUGUCAAAAUGCAUGAUGUUAUACGCGAUGUUAUCAUAUCAGUUGUAUCUACAGAAGAAUAUGAUUUUAUGAUACAAUGUGACGGAUAUCAAAUGGAACAAUCUAAAAGAGAAACAUGUUAUCAUAGCAGUGCGAUUUCACUUAUCUCCAAAGAAGCAAAAGAACAUCCUAAAGUGUUAAAUUGUCCAAAGCUUAAGCUUUUGCAAAUAGCAUCAAAGAAGAAGGGUUUGGUUCCUGAUAAUUUCUUCCAAUGUUUGAAUAAGCUUAUGGUGCUUAGUCUACAAAAUGUGCACAUUCAUUCAACGGCUUUAGUAUUUGAAGCUUUAGACAACAUCCACACUCUACUACUAGAAGAUUGUCUUGUAAGUGACAUAUCUAUAAUUGGUAAGAAACUCAAAAUGCUUGAGAUUCUUAGUUUUUCUAACUCAAAUAUCAAAGAAUUGCCAGAAGAAAUUGGACAACUAAGUUCACUAAGGUUAUUAGAUUUGACUGAAUGCAAUGAUCUCAUUCAAAUAUCUACUAAUGUCUUUGCAAGCUUAUCUAAACUAUAAGAGCUCUAUAUUAGAGUGCGAAGUCUUUCUUAUAAGGAAACUAAUCACAUUCUUUUUGAGUUACAAUCUUUAUCCCAUCAUCUGAAGGUCAUAGAGAUUGUAAUUUUGACAAAUGAAGAUUUACCCAUAGAUUUGUUCUUCAAAAGUAUUGAGAGAUUUUGGGUUUAUUUGGGAGAUUCUUCUACUCUUUCUCAUGGCAUUGUUCGAAAAGGAUACUUG
Molecule: messenger RNA, 1898 nt
Organism: Vigna umbellata (rice bean)
Lineage: Eukaryota; Viridiplantae; Streptophyta; Magnoliopsida; Fabales; Fabaceae
Source: RefSeq, a predicted model, not a curated record